UCCAACAACACCUCCGCCCUACGCAAUUCCCACAUAAUCGCAGAGCCCCACUGCACACUCCCGCCAUCAUGGACGACACAGAUAUGACAGAUGUCGCCUACGACAUUGAAAUUGAUGUUGGACCGAACGUUGAACCCGUAGCGCAACAACAGCCACAGCAAGUUGCUCAGAGCAACAUAGCAGAAACCGAAGGCAGCAUACCUGCAGCUUACCUGGAGGACAUUGUGAUUCACGAGCCAUGGCCCGAGUCGAUAAAUCUCCAAGGCGUGAGCGACUUCGACCCCAACGACCCAUUGUACUGGGCCAUGGAGCAUUGCCAGUCAGAACCACGCGUCAAGCAACUGCGCUGGGUCAACGACAACUCGGUCAACCUUGAAUACUACACAAAGGAAGAUGCCGCGCUGGCCUUGAACUUGCUCACGCAUCCCGAUACCGGUGAUACCAGCAACCUUUCUCUGCAGGCGCCUCGCAAGGCAAAGCCAUACUCGAAGAAGCCAAACAGCAUUCUUUCGGUCAGACAGUCCAAUGCUGGAGAUCAGAAGCCAAGGGGUGCGGCGACGAGAAGCAACUAUUAUCAGCGCAAUCCAGAUGUUGCGGGAAAUCGCCAGCGGGAGCCGCGACGAAGGCAACCACCCAAGAAGGACUUUUUAGACUAUGGAGACGAAGAGAUGGGGUCCCGUGAGCGCAGCAGGAGGAGAGACAGUGGAGACGAGUCCAUGGGAGAUUCGGGUGUUGACCGAAGGGGCCCGCGGAGAAAUGGACGAGACACCCGCGACAAUCGCGGUCGAGGCAGAGGAGACCGUCAAUCUACUGGCAGGUUCCGAAGCGACAACCAAGGCAAAGACGUCGACUCUUACAGGCCAGGAUCGAGAAGUCCCAAAGAACCGCGUUUUGGUCGUCUACGAGGGCGCAGUGCCUCCCCCGCCUCAGACGAAGAAGGCGACGGUCGAUUCGGAUUCGCAGAGGACGCAACGCACGCAGGCCGCAGCCGGUACCGUAGCCGCAGCCCUGGUCACAACAACCGACGUCGGCGUGAAGCUAGCGCUGACCGAUGGACGCAUGACCGCGCAAACUACGAUCGUGCUGGAGGAACUACAGGCGGAGGCCGAUGGCAAAAGGACGCCUUCUUCGUGGACACCUCGCCCAUGGGCAAUCACCACCGGUCGAAUGCAAUUGAUGUGAAGCGAGGAAGCGGUGCAUCAUUGCUCUCGCGCAUGACAAAGGAUGGCCAACCUGUAGCCCCACAGCACAAGCGUUCUCUCGCUGAUAGAAUCACGCGCGACGAUGACGACGACUCGGAAGGAGGAUAUGGACGAUUGAAGAACGAUUACCGUGACCCCAACGUCACCGACUUUUCUGAGCCAGCACGGCCUCGUCGCGGUCUUGCAGAUCGUAUAUCCCGCGAUACUGACAUGAGUAUUCGCGGACAGGGACGAUCGCACAGCCAAGAAGGCAUCAAUAUUCGUGGUUCUGCUGAGCGUUCCGCGGGUGGAAUCAAUAUACGGGGUGUAGCCAGUGGUGCUUAGAGUAAUACCUACUAUCACUGUUGGCCGUAGUCUGAAUCGUUGUGAAGGAUCCUAUCUUAGUAUGAAGUGGCCGGGCAAGGGCAAGGCAGAUUGCUUGUAGCAUACAUCAUCACAUUUGCCCUGAGCGUUUAUCCUCUAUCUGUUUCUUGAACCAUUGCGAUGGGUGGGCAGCAUACCAAAAGAAAUACAUUUUCAUUCCUGUCUGUUCAUCAUCAAGGGGUCAAAGGCAUGGAAAGCUCAUCGUCGGGCUGCACAGUUUAAUUGAAAUUGGCAUACACACAGCUGUAUACAUGCUCAAGUCUAUAAGAUAGUAGUGUCUGAAAAAGAAUGGAAACAAUGUCGAGCCCACAUAGGGAAACC
Messenger RNA from Bipolaris maydis ATCC 48331, 1886 nucleotides. The record is from RefSeq and is a predicted model, not a curated record. Lineage: Eukaryota; Fungi; Ascomycota; Dothideomycetes; Pleosporales; Pleosporaceae.